This is a messenger RNA of Talpa occidentalis (Iberian mole), 4647 nucleotides long. RefSeq names its product abraxas 2, BRISC complex subunit (gene ABRAXAS2). Gene Ontology annotation, biological process: mitotic spindle assembly; protein K63-linked deubiquitination; attachment of spindle microtubules to kinetochore. Bases 27 to 1301 code for a protein of 424 amino acids. Gene Ontology annotation, molecular function: polyubiquitin modification-dependent protein binding; microtubule binding. The record is from RefSeq and is a predicted model, not a curated record. NCBI's taxonomy places the organism in Eukaryota, Metazoa, Chordata, Mammalia, Eulipotyphla, Talpidae. Gene Ontology annotation, cellular component: nucleus. The transcript is spliced from 9 exons.
GGAAGGCUGUGUGCCGUCCGCAGAGCAUGAUGGGGGAUUUGGAGAUUUCCAUCAUGGCGGCUUCCAUUUCGGGCUACACCUUCAGCGCUGUGUGUUUCCACAGCGCCAACAGCAACGCCGACCACGAAGGCUUUUUGCUGGGAGAGGUAAGACAAGAGGAAACCUUCAGCAUCAGCGACUCCCAGAUCAGCAACACAGAGUUUCUGCAAGUGAUUGAAAUCCAUAACCAUCAACCUUGUUCCAAACUUUUUAGUUUUUAUGACUAUGCAAGCAAAGUUAAUGAAGAGAGUUUGGACAGAAUUCUCAAGGACCGGAGAAAGAAAGUUAUCGGGUGGUACAGAUUCCGGCGAAACACACAACAGCAGAUGUCGUACAGAGAGCAGGUUAUCCACAAGCAGCUCACCCGCAUCCUCGGGGUGCCUGACCUCGUUUUCCUUCUCUUCAGCUUCAUCUCCACCGCCAACAAUUCUACUCACGCUUUAGAAUACGUUCUCUUUAGACCAAAUCGAAGGUAUAAUCAGAGGCUCUCCCUCACUAUUCCCAACCUGGGCAACACCAGCCAGCAAGAGUAUAAAGUGUCUUCAGUGCCAAAUACGUCUCAGAGCUAUGCCAAAGUUAUUAAAGAACACGGUACUGACUUUUUUGAUAAGGAUGGAGUCAUGAAAGACAUCAGGGCAAUUUAUCAGGUUUAUAACGCGCUGCAGGAGAAAGUGCAGGCAGUGUGUGUGGAUGUAGAAAAGAGUGAGCGAGUUGUUGAAUCCUGUCAGGCAGAAGUGAACAAAUUAAGAAGACAAAUCACUCAGAGGAAAAAUGAAAAGGAACAAGAAAGAAGGUUGCAGCAGGUGAUGGCAAGCAGACAGAUGCCUUCGGAAAGCCUGGACUCGGCGUGCAGUCCCUGCACGCCCUACUCCAGCUUUGCUGCCGAAGGUCGAAGUACACUGGGAGAAGCAGAGGCCUGUGAUCCUCCUCCUCCUUACUCCGAUUUUCACCCAAACAAUCAAGAAAGUACUGUGAGCCAUUCUCGCGUGGAGACUAGCGUCUUUAUGCCUCGACCUCAAGCCGUGGGCUCUUCCAACUACGCUUCCACCAGUGCCGGACUCAAGUAUCGUGGGAGUGCAGCGGACCGCCCUCCUUCCCAGAGAGCAGCGGGAGACAGUGUGGAGGAGUCAGACGACAGUGAUUAUGAAAAUUUGAUUGACCCCACAGAGCCCUCGGAAAGCGACUACUCACAAUCGCGGGAUUCCCGCCCCGUGUCACAUCCUGACGGGGGCUCCAGGAACACUCAGACCUCCCAGAUUUAACGGAACGACAGAAACUCUCCACUCUGAGCUGUUUUUCUUAAUCACUCACUAAGAGAGUUUUUUGAGGACUUACUCUGAGGAGAGAACCGCUUUCUCGGACACCUGGACUCCCAGGAGGAGCGCCCUGGGGCUCAGCACUGCAAGGAGCCUCUUGCCCAUGGGUCUCCACCCUUGGACGGUGGUCAGGUUUCACGAGAAAAUCAUUAAGAUAAUCAAAUUGUCCUAAUUCUGGUGCGAUUCAUGGGUGUACUGGUCAACUUAGGCAAAGUGAAACUUAUCAAUGUAGUUUCUGUUCUUUAAAUAAAUUGGAAAUUAGAGACUAAGCACAAUUAGUCUAUAAUGUUCUAUAAAUCAAAACCUUACCUCUUGCACUAUCAUGCCUUGAAAUUUACUUUUUCAAAGGGAAACUAGUCUAGCUGCAGCCUUCAAAGAACCUUCUUUCUAUGAUGAACCAAAUUCAUCUUUGCCAGAAAAGAAAUUUUGAUAAUUCCACAAAGCCUGAUUGGAACAAAUCCCACCCACCAUCCUGUCUGCAUGACUUUGUGAGGUCGAAAGAGAGGGCUUCGUUUCAACUGUUUUCUACUAGCCCGAUACGUAUUGUCCCUUGAAAUGGUUGCCUUUAAAAAAAGUGGUCGAAAUACUUAUUACCAGUAAGUCAUCAUCCAAAUAAUUAUGUCAUAAAAUAAAUUAAUUAUUUUUCUUUGGGGGAAUUACAGUGACUGGGAUGCUGCACUGGCCACAUUUGUGGUCUCUGUUCUGGAAUCUUCAGUGAGGACACACAGCAGUGAUGACAGAAGGGAGUUAUGUUCCAGACCCAAGUUGUACGAUGAGCAAAUGCCAGACGUGGUGGACUUAGCCGAGUUCAUACGUAAAGGAUAUAACUCAUUUAGAUCUUCUGACAAAUCCUAGUGUUAAUUUUAUUUGUGGAGGAAAGACAUUUAUUAAACUGUUUGGGAAUCUUGGCGAAUAAAGAUUAUUUCAAAUCUGAACACCCAUACUUUUCUUUAAGUUGCCAUUUGAAGAAUAAUUGUGGAUUGUCUUGAGAUUUUCAUUGGGGGUGCACUUGUAUUUUUAUUUAAUGACCGCCUGUUUCCUAGCGUUGCCCAAAAUGUGUGAAAGCGCUGAAGACAGUCGCGAGCACAUGAGCUCCCGGCUUGCCCAGACGCAAUGUUUUUGACGCUGUCAGCCCUCGAAGCGAAAGCUUUGGGAUGUAACUGCCCUUGCUUUGGACUAGUUCAGACCUGUAAGAAUAAAGAAAUUGUUAGUUGUUCAGAGGCUUGGUAGCUUGGUCUUAUAGGAGUUUGCUCACUGAAUGCCAGUUCCAAUAUAAAACUAGAGGCGUGACGUGGUCUGAACGAUGAAACGCAAACACUGCCGUUCUUCAGACAGCGUGGGUCUGCGUCUCCCUGGGCGUCUGGGUUUCGUUGGCCUCACCACUGCCCUUUGAUUGGAAUGUCGCAGACCACUUUAUCUGCUCACGUGUUCCAGUCUUGACCAGCCACCUACGAGUGGCUUCAGCACCCGUGUGGAUUUAAUUUUUUUUUUUUUUUUGAAGUGCCAUCACCAUCUCCUCUGUUCAGAUGUUGACAUUCAGGAAAAUAUUUUUUAUUUUUAUGCCGUACUGAAAUCUACAAUGUAUCUGACAAAGCAGUUAAAUGUGACAAUAAAAUUGUAUUUAAUCAUGGUACCAUUGUUUCAAUGUCUCUCUCACCAGGUCUUGCCUCAGUUUACUUAUUCUGGCCAUGCUUAGUAGAAUGAGUACAGUGUUUUUCAAGGACAUUAAAACUCAUCUCCAUGCAGAUUUUUCUUGUUAUGUUGGUUUCAGAGGAAAUCCAGGAGCACAAUUUAGUAAAAUGUUUCUGUUGGUUUCAAGAAGGUGUGGAGAAUCCAGUUUCCGUGAGAACUGAGGGUCAACUGAGUAGAAAAUUGAAUCUUAGAAAGCCCCCGGGAAGAACCUUCCACAGAAGAACUGGGCUGAAGAGAUGCCUCGGCCUGGAUCACCCGCCCAGUGGCACAGCUCACAGUGUUCUGGUCUCAGGAAUCACCACCCCGCUCCACCCCGCCCCAACAGGCAUGUGCUCUGGGUUCCGUGGGAGCUGUUCCAGUUGAGGGGUGUCUCUUCCCAAGUCUCAGGUGACACUCUGUUUUCAGCAAGACUUUAAAAUAUGGAUUGUAGCCUUCUAGGAUUCUACGCUGCGUCUUCUCCAGAGAAAAGAAGACUGGAUUCUUUUUACUUCCGUAGAAGUCUGGAAAUGCUGAAUUACAUGUUGUAAUUGGCUUUUCUGGAGAAAGAUCAAAAACACAAAAAGAGAUACCUCAUCCCCCAAACAUCCAGACCCUCAGGAUAUAUCUUUAACUUCGAGACAGUAGCUCAGUGACAACUGCUUUAAUAAAAUCAUUUACAUGGACUGCCUGGGAAUCCUGUUUUAAAGAGGUUAAAAAGAAAGAACCGAGAGGACUGUAAAACUAAAUAGAAAUAAGGGCUGUGACUGGUCUGGGUCUUCACUGCGGGUUUCAUCUUCCCUCUUUCACUCGGUUCUGUUUCGUCCUUUGCCACAGGAAGCCUCCCUGCUAGAAAAGGAGCUGCAAAGCAACCAGUUCUGCCAAUGUGGUGCUAAUAAAUAAUGGAAAAUGUUUACUUUUCAUAUAUUAUGACAAAGAGAUUUGGGAAAAGUUAUGGAAUUUAACUUACCUUUCUUUUCGGACUGAAUUCUGUAAUGUCCUAAAUAAGGCGGGAGAGUCAGGACAUAAGCGUGCAUCCUUAGUGGGCUAUUUAGGGUUCCUCUGACCCCUGGAGAUGGGGGGCAGUCCCCUUCUAACAAGACCUUGGAACAUCGACAAGAAGACGCCCCCUGAGUGCCAGAUAUUAUACAUGCCCAGAAUGUAGUACUUAGAAGUGGCCGUUUGCUCGUGGAAAGACAACAAAAGGGAGUUCAUUGUGACAUUUAAAAAAAAAAAAUCUAGAAAAGGACCCUAAUAAUAGUGGGAUGGCUAAAAGUUGGUGCCCCCACAAAAGAAACAGUCGGCAGUUACUAAAAUGAUCGAGGUACACAUCAAAAAUUUCGUGAUACGGAAAGCCAGUUUCCAGAUAGCAAAUGAAGAAAACUGGUUUCCAGCGUGUAAGUUCUGGUCUGAUUUGUGUGGGGACAAGGCUCCAUGGGAUGCUGUUGGCAGGAAGCAGGAUGAUCGUUCACCUGAGUGCCAGCAGUGUUGUCUCUGAGUGGUAGCAAAACAGGUGAUUCCCCCCACACCCCAUUUUUUCUGUUUUGCGUCUUCUAAUUUUUCUGCAGUGAGCGUAUAAUAAAAGACUUUAGAAACGGUGUGUCAUUGGCCACGUGAAUCAUUU